Molecule: messenger RNA, 1070 nt
Organism: Symbiodinium necroappetens
Lineage: Eukaryota; Dinophyceae; Suessiales; Symbiodiniaceae
Source: the annotation of a GenBank genome assembly
AUGUUCCUGUAUCAAAAUCCAAGCGAGUCCGAAGAGGAAGAGUAUGUGCCUGCAGUCCUUCGCCGGCCCAAGGUGGCGAACCACACCAUCCACGAGAGCUUCACGGCGGACACUCGUGACCACGAGGACCACACAUUCUGUGGCGUCAUGUUCGACAUCCAAUGCAAGGGUCAGGAAGACGGUGCCGUACCUGUUGAGUUUAUGCUCAUCACCUGUCUGGCAGUUCGAGGAGACCUCGGACCCAUGACUGUUUGGACUACUCCUGGCUCCUACAAAAAGAAGGAGCAUGCCAAAGAGAAAUGGGAAUGUAUUUACGACGCUGAGCAUACUCCAUCGCGCCAGAACUACCAACCACUCGACCUCGUGAGCCCCAUUCGCCUGCAGCCAGGAGAGAGUUGUGGCGUCUAUGUCCACUCAACGCUUCCGGGCGAUGACGCUCUAGUGUAUGACAAUCAGAGAGCUUCUGUCACACACGAGGAUGCUGUCUUGAAGGUGCUGCCCGGCCAGGCCCAUCUGUCAAAUCGGCCUUUCGGGAGACAUGGCAUGUGGGGCUUUCCCUGGCGAGAGCGACGAGAAUUUGUAGGCCGUGUGUCCUAUGGCGUGAACUACAUUCUUUGGAAUCCUGUGGCGAAUGUUCACCAGCGCUUUCCGCCUGCCUUCAAGGAGGCCGCCUGGCUCCUGCUGCUUUGCGCCAGGAAGCCUGAAUCGCCACUUUAUUGGCUGCACGACGAAGUGCUCUACUACAUUUUGAACAUGUGCAAGUACGACUGGUUCUCCACUCACACCCGACUACGUACGACUUCCAGGCACGAGAGGCCUUUGCGCAAGUGGAGCCAAGCUUCCAGUGACACUUGGGCCGCGCUCAGCACUUUGAAAGGACUUGCCUUGGCACAGCUUACUUGGCCGCUCGUUGCUGCCAAGGCGAGGUCUUUGAUCUUGGAGCAGAUGGAGGCUCGACCCGGCAUGGCACUUCCAGCAAGUGCAGAGAACGAUCUGCAGAGGAACCACGUGGGAAUGUCACCUUCGGCUCAGGCGGACAUGCUCGAGCUUCCCUCGCAGUGCCCGUGGAG